CACGUCUUAGACGCGACUUUGUGGGGCGCAUACGCAGCGUAAUCGCCAUAAGAUAGCCUGCAGGCUCGCGUCUGUGGUCCAUCGUUCACUGAGCGACCGCUGCCACCGCUGGCAUCACGUGUAGGGGGCGGUAGUGAUAUCUGCACAACAAGGCACCAUUUGCUCGAACCCUCAGCCGAGCAGCGAGCUGCACUAGAAGGGCCCAAUAUGGACGAAGACCUCACAGCCGAGCAGCAGGCGCACCAGGAGCGCCUGCGCCAGAGUCUCUUAGCCGAGACGAAGACAAAAAUCGCCCUGCGGAAGGAGAUCGAUGAACUCAAGAAACGCGCGGACGGAAUUUACGCCGUGGGCGCCCGCGUCGAGACGCGCGAGGAGACGAGCGAAGAGUGGGGCCGAUGGAGCGAGCCGUCGUCGGUCGGCGAGGUCGUGCUCAUCCGGCGGGCUCCCGAGAGGGCCCCUAUCCAGCCUGCGACGUACGACGUGCGCUACGGCGACGGCCGCGUGGCGGAGGCGGUGCCGCUCGAGCGCGUCCGGAGGUACCCCGGGACCCCAGCGUUCGCGCCGAACGGGAAGGCGUACUGCUCGCCGCUGGAGAGCCCUCAUAAUUUGAUCAUCCAGGCGUCGAACGUUGGGGACGCCGCCACGGUCGCAAAAUGCCUCGACGCCGGCGUGAAAAUCGAACACGCGAUGAACGGCUGCUUCGAGAGCAUACUGUUCAUCGCGAGCGGUCGCGGGCACACGGACCUCGUAAAAAUGCUCGUCGAGCGCGGCGCGGCCGUGGACGAGCCGCAUCAAGGUAGCGCCCAGGGGAAGAGAAACUGGACCCCACUGCAUCACGCCUUGUUUUUUGGGUAUCACGCGGCGGCGCAGGUGUUGAUCGAGCACGGUGCGAGCGUUCACGCGAUGCUCAUGAUCACGGUCCAUGCUCCGGGCGGCGACCAUCGGCUGCAUGUCUCUGAACGCGAUUGCCAUCUCCCCAUCAUGUCUCCGCUCUUUUUCGCGUGUCGCGCCGCCGCGGACGAGGACAUCGAAGACUACGACGUCGAAUAUCCGUAUAUCGAGUUCUUUGUGGAGGACUCUGACGACGAAUCCGCCGUCGACGAGGCCUGCGACGGCGCGGCCUGUGUCCGCUUGCUCCUGGAACACGUCGACGUCGAUGCAAAGGUGGGGGACUUUGGCUGACCGCAGCUCCACGUCGCAUGCUUAGCCGGUCGGGUGGGCGUCGCCAAGGUGCUCCUCGCCCACGGCGCCGACCCGUUCUGCGCGGACUCCACGGGUAUGACUCCGCUCGACGCCGCGCGCGGGCUGCGCACGGACCGUAGCGCUUGGUUGGACUGGUUCGACAUCGACAAGUACAAGCGGGGGCCAGACGGAAUGCCCCUCCCCGGCCAGGCCCGCCGCGAGAAAGCAGCGCUGAAUUUGAUGUUCGACCGCCACCUCACCGCGCGCUGGAAGCAAACGGUCGAUCUCACGUUUGCGCGCCUGCCGAACCACGCGACCGGCGACGAGUACCUCGCGCGCCACCUCGGGUCUUUCCUGACCGGCGAGAUCCUACCGCGCAAGGAAGAGGAUGUGCCAGAUGCCGGCGACGCGUCCUCCGUCGCGAGCGACGCCUCGAGCAUGUGGGCUGAGGAGGACUCGGACUCCUCUUCGUAGCGAAUGAAUGUAUCAUGUACGUAAGUAUUACAG
Messenger RNA from Pelagomonas calceolata, 1689 nucleotides. The record is from the annotation of a GenBank genome assembly. Lineage: Eukaryota; Pelagophyceae; Pelagomonadales; Pelagomonadaceae.